AUGGCCUCUUCGAGCUGGCGGUUCUCGUGCUGUACCAUGGCCUACCUCGUGCUGGCGGUUCUCCCCUCCUCCGUCAUCGCCCACGGACGUCUGACUUUCCCCGUCCCAUACUCUGGCCGGCCCGGAGCAUACGAGAACGACCCCGUCGACAGGAACAGCGACAGCUUUGCGUGCCGCUGGACCGAGCAGCAGAACCCCACCGCGUACCCUCCAACGUCCGUCACGGCGGGUAGCACGAUUGAUGUCCAGUACGACCUCUCCGCGCUUCACGUCGGCGACUGCGCCUUUUACCUCUCCUACGACACGACCUUGCCCCGGGCGCAGAAGCAGUGGUUUAAGAUCGCCAAUGUUCCCGACUGCAAGUCCAAGAGCGGCCAACGCUUCAGCAUCGACCUCCCACAGUGGCUGCCGGGUGGCGACGCCAUUCUGCGGUGGGAGUGGUACGCCAUCCACGUGUCGCCUCCCGAGUUCUACUCACAGUGCUCCGACCUGGAAGUGACGCCCACGAGCCAGGCGGUCGACGUUGGCCAGAUCAGCCCCAGGAUGACGGCGUUCGAGACCCUGCCUGUCGGCGGGUACGCCUCAACAUCGCAGGACUUGAACGCGUUCACCUCCAUCUCCUGGGCAGCCUGGGACGCAUUCCGCUAUCCCUGGGCUGACGGAGGGGUCAUCGGUGACUACUUCUUCUUUGCAGGGCCGCCGUGCGCAAGCUUUGACGGGAAUGCCUUUGACGAAAAUGACUGCGCUUGCACCGCGGUCGGCACCGGCGGGCGAGGAGGCAUCUGUGGAGGCGCCCAGCCCAACGAGGGCGCCCCACCCCUCAGCCUGCCACCGCCGCCGCCGUCGCCGCCGCCACCUCCACCAUCACCACCGCCGCCUCCACCUACCCCACCAAACCCCAGCUCGUCGCCUCUACCGCCUGGGCAAGAGAUCUUGCCUCCUCCUCCUCCUCCGGCCCCGCCGCCUCCCCCGCCUCCACCUUCGGCUUCGCCGCCGCCGCCGCCGCCGCCGCCGCCGCCGCCGGACGACUCGGGCACGUCCAACGUCUACAUUGAGCUCGUCCAGUGCUUCAACGACUGCUUUGAGAGCUACAUGACCGCUGCGUCCUCCAUGCGUUCCAUGCCCUAUGACCAAGAUGCGGCGGGCCUCGAUCUCCUCGGUGCUGUCGAGGCGGUGAUGCCCACCGCGAACUGCGAGAUCAAAGCGGGCGGGAACGAGACAGGCGAGCCGUCGAUCUCCGACGGCGGCGCCAGACUCACCACAGAGUCGAGCUUUGAUCUCCUCGCCGCCGGCCUGGCGGGAGUUGGCGUGGGCCUCGCCCUCGGCGCCUUGAUUGGGUCUCUGGUGACCCUCGCGCUGGUGUCCCGCGCUCGGAACGCAGGGCGGCGCGCUGGCUCCUUUGAGCGGGCGAACGGCGAGAAGGCGCUGCACGGCUCGGUGUGA
Messenger RNA from Emiliania huxleyi CCMP1516, 1443 nucleotides. RefSeq lists its product as hypothetical. Lineage: Eukaryota; Haptophyta; Isochrysidales; Noelaerhabdaceae. The coding region runs from base 1 to 1443 and encodes 480 amino acids. The transcript has a single exon. The record is from RefSeq and is a predicted model, not a curated record.